Microthlaspi erraticum is the source of this 486-nucleotide messenger RNA. NCBI's taxonomy places the organism in Eukaryota, Viridiplantae, Streptophyta, Magnoliopsida, Brassicales, Brassicaceae. The record is from the annotation of a GenBank genome assembly.
AUGCAGAGGAGGCACUCAUCAACCAGAUUUCGGCAGGACGUCGAGACAAGUGGUGUCGACGUCGUCCAAACCUCGGAGUAUGACGAUGGAUCCAUAACGGCCCAACAAGGGCUUGGGGGCAUCCUCGAGAACAAUGACGGCAAAUCACUGCUCCUCAUCGAGCUUAUUAGCGCCAAUAUUGACCGCCGGACGCACAUGGAAAAGGAUCCGGUAGAAGAGUAUGCAAAAUGCGUACGGUCCUUAGGCCUUGAUGAGAAGUACGAGUGCGAGUUUGACAUGCCCGGAGACUUUGGAACCGUGGGGGCCAUCAGGGUUCAAAACCAGCAUCAUAGCGAGAUGUUCAUCAAGGAGAUGGAGCUUGAGUUGCCAAGUGGCGCCUCCGUCACGUUUACAUGUCAUAUUCUUCUCAAACAAGCAGGGGCGGAGCUAGAAAUCAUUUUGAAGGGGGUCAAAAUAAAAAAAAAAACUAAAAAACAUUGUUUAUAA